Messenger RNA from Mucor velutinosus, 1245 nucleotides. RefSeq lists its product as uncharacterized. Lineage: Eukaryota; Fungi; Mucoromycota; Mucoromycetes; Mucorales; Mucoraceae. The transcript has 5 exons. The record is from RefSeq and is a predicted model, not a curated record. Gene Ontology annotation, molecular function: ATP binding; protein serine/threonine kinase activity. Gene Ontology annotation, biological process: intracellular signal transduction; protein phosphorylation. Gene Ontology annotation, cellular component: cytoplasm. The coding region runs from base 1 to 1245 and encodes 414 amino acids.
AUGAAGAAACACUCUGCCAUCAACGUAAAUAGUUCCAGUAGAAUAAACGAGAUAAAAGCUAGGAUAUCUCUGAAUAGAUUCGAUUCUCGCUACGAAAAGCUCUAUACAUUGGGUAAGGGCAAUUUCGGAAAAGUGUAUCUGGUGGAGGAUAGAGAAUCAGGGGAGCAGUAUGCUGUUAAAGUGGUCGAUAAAAAGAUGUUCAAAUCAGGGGAUCAAAGACAGCAUGCUCAAAGAGAACAAUCUAUUUGUGAGACAUUUGCUUCAGGUCUCAGCCAUAAGAAUAUUGUUCGAGUGUAUGAUGUCCUGACUGAAGACGACUAUAUUUACAUUGUCAUGGAGUAUGUGGAAGGUGGCGAAUUAUUUGACAAAAUCAAGCAAUCAAAAGGCUUGGCUGAGCCAACAGCACGCAGAUGGUUUAGAGAGAUCAUAGAAGCAGUAGAGUAUAUUCACGAUAAUAACAUUGUACAUAGAGAUUUGAAACCAGAGAACGUACUCAUUGACAGCACACAGCGAAUCAGAAUAUGUGAUUUUGGCUUUGGUAACGUCUUCAAGGAGAGGCAUCAGGUACUGAGCACUUACUGUGGUAGUCCGUUUUACGCUGCACCUGAGAUGGUUACUGCCACACCAUAUCGUGGGCCUCCAGUCGAUUUAUGGAGCUGUGGUGUUAUAUUAUUUGCCAUGUUGACAGGAUCUCUGCCAUUUCAAGGAGAUGAGAUGCCUCAGUUAUUUCAAAAGAUCAGUCGUGGCCAAUAUACUAUUCCUCCAUACGUAACACGAGACGCAUCUGAUUUGAUUCAAAAGCUACUAUGCAAAGAUGCUAAAGACCGUAUAACAGCCAAAGAUUGUCUAUUGCAUCCAUGGCUAUUACCACCUACUAUGACUCGUUGUUCACUGUUAACCUCGUCCCAGUUGACUCUUAGCAGUAGACUCACAAACUUUUCUUCAAGAAAAAAAGUAAGUGCGUUUUCCAAAGCGUCGUCGGUUUCCAUGGCAACAUCACUAUCCAGUUUAACAAAAGCACAUAACAAAACAAUCACUACAGAGCACACAACAUCCAGCGAUAAGCACUCGAAGCCCUCUGAAUUCUUCAUGCGGAUAUUUAGAAAGAAAUCACAAAUUACGCCAGUCAAUAACCACAACCUAGACCAUGUCAAAAAUGAAAAAACCAUCAAAACUAAAUUCACAUUUGAUCGAUUUAGAGGGUUCUUCAAAAAUUCAUUCCAGAGGCGAAUUACUGCAGAAUAA